UGGGGUCAGCUUGAGUGUGGAUUUUUCCCCCCCUUAUUGGUCACCCACCAGAGAGUGAAUCUAAUUGUUUUACGCUGACUGAUCCCGUGUAACGCCUGGGACCCGGAGUGCUCCUGUUUUCUGGGAUCUGCGUGUUCCUUGCGGUGGCGCUCUCUCACCAGCCAGCUCUUGACACUUGGGUGAUUUGGUGCUGCCGGCGAAAGGCUCGCUGAGCACAGAUUUUUUUGUGUGUGUGUACGAAAGCAUCUCCAUGCCCGUCUCCCUUACACCCAGAAUGCAUUGGCGGGUAGCAGAGUACUGAGACAGGUAACAUGGAGAUUGGUACCUUGGGCUGACAAUUCGGGGUGGAGUGAGCGCCGUUUAUUUGCAGCCCAGCCCGUAGAGUUGUUACCGCAGCCGACGCUCCCUUUCCCUGCCGGGUUACGGGGGCUUCCGGAGACGGCGCUGGAGCCUCGGAGACGCAGCGCAGGAGAAUGGCAGCAUCCGAGCUCUUCACCAAGUUCGCCAGGGUGUGGAUCCCUGAUUCAGUGGAUGUCUGGAAAUCUGCAGAGCUGCUCAAAGACUACAAACCAGGAGACACAGUGCUUCAUCUGAAAUCUGAGGAUGAUCAGGAAACUCAAUAUAGAAUUGAUCCAAAAACUCAGGAGCUUCCACCUCUACGGAACCCUGAUAUACUCGUGGGUGAAAAUGACCUCACAGCACUCAGUUAUCUCCACGAGCCUGCAGUUCUGCACAACCUCAAAGUGCGCUUCAUGGAUUCCAAACUCAUCUACACAUAUUGUGGUAUUGUUUUGGUGGCCAUCAAUCCAUAUGAGCAGCUGCCUAUCUAUGGGGAAGAUAUCAUCAAUGCCUACAGUGGGCAGAACAUGGGAGACAUGGACCCUCAUAUCUUUGCUGUGGCUGAGGAGGCGUACAAGCAGAUGGCCAGGGACGAACGGAAUCAGUCCAUCAUCGUAAGUGGAGAGUCCGGAGCUGGGAAAACCGUCUCGGCUAAAUACGCCAUGCGAUACUUUGCGACGGUCAGUGGUUCUGCCAGUGAGGCCAAUGUGGAAGAGAAGGUCCUGGCCUCUAACCCCAUCAUGGAGUCAAUCGGAAAUGCAAAGACGACCAGAAACGAUAACAGCAGUCGAUUUGGGAAAUACAUCGAAAUUGGGUUUGACAAGAAGUAUCGCAUCACAGGGGCUAACAUGAGAACCUACCUGUUAGAAAAGUCGAGAGUUGUUUUUCAGGCAGAGGACGAAAGGAAUUACCACAUUCUCUACCAGCUGUGUGCUUCUAAACAUCUGCCGGAAUUUAAGGAGCUCCGACUGAGCCAUGCCCAGAACUUCAACUACACUAAUCUUGGAGGCAGUCCUGUGAUUGAGGGAAUAGAUGAUGCAAAAGAAAUGAUGAAUACAAGGCAGGCAUGCACCUUGCUAGGUAUUAAUGAAUCCUACCAGAUGGGAAUUUUCCACAUUCUUGCAGCUAUUCUUCACUUGGGAAAUGUGACAAUCAAAGCGAAUGAUCGUGAUGCGGAAAACUGCUUUAUCCCUCCUAACAUGGAACAUCUGAUCAUCUUCUGUGAUCUGCUGGGUGUGGACUAUGAACAGAUGGCUCACUGGCUGUGCCAUAGAAAGAUCAUCACAGGGUCGGAGACUUAUAUCAAGCCCAUGCCCAAAUUUCAGGCCCUCAAUGCCAGGGAUGCUCUGGCAAAGCAUAUCUACGCCAGCCUCUUCAACUGGAUCGUUCACCAUGUCAACAGAGCCCUUCGUGCUUCAGUAAAGCAGCAUUCGUUCAUCGGUGUGUUGGAUAUAUAUGGGUUUGAGACUUUUGAAAUAAAUAGUUUUGAACAAUUUUGCAUCAAUUAUGCAAAUGAAAAAUUACAGCAGCAGUUUAAUAUGCAUGUGUUCAAGUUGGAGCAGGAAGAGUACAUGAAGGAACAGAUUCCUUGGACGUUAAUAGAUUUUUAUGACAAUCAGCCUUGCAUUAACCUAAUUGAAGCUAAACUUGGCAUUCUCGACCUAUUGGAUGAAGAGUGCAAGAUGCCCAAAGGAUCUGAUGACACCUGGGCUCAGAAGCUGUAUAACACUCACUUAAACAAGAGUGCACUGUUUCAUAAGCCGCGCAUGUCAAACAGAGCCUUCAUCAUCCAGCACUUCGCUGACCAGGUUGAGUACCAGUGCGAGGGAUUUUUGGAAAAGAACAAAGACACUGUGUAUGAAGAACAGAUUACAGUGCUGAAGGCCAGCAAGUUAAGUCUGCUUGCUGAGCUAUUCCAAGAGGAGAAGCAGGUCAGUAGCCCAACUGAGGGACGGCCCCCAGUUGCCAGGGCAACUGUGAAAUCCGCCAAGCCGAGAGCACUGCAGCCGAGCAAAGAGCACAAGAAAUCAGUAGGGCAUCAGUUCCGCAACUCCCUUCAUCUCCUGAUGGAGACCCUCAACGCUACAACACCUCACUAUGUGCGCUGCAUUAAACCCAAUGACGACAAAUUUGCUUUCACGUUUGAUCCAAAACGAGCAGUGCAACAGCUUCGAGCCUGUGGUGUGCUGGAAACCAUCAGGAUAAGUGCUGCAGGGUUCCCAUCAAGAUGGACCUAUCAAGAAUUCUUCAAUCGUUAUCGUGUCCUGAUGAAGCAAAAAGAUGUUCUCAGUGACAAAAAACUGACGUGCAAAAAUGUCCUAGAGAAGUUAAUAAAGGACCAGGACAAGUAUCAGUUUGGUAAAACAAAGAUUUUCUUUCGCGCUGGGCAAGUGGCCUACCUGGAGAAGCUCCGAGCUGACAAGCUCCGUGUAGCCUGUAUCAGGAUCCAGAAGACGAUUCGGAGCUGGUUGCAGCGGAAGAAGUAUCUGCGUAUGCGAUCGGCGGCAAUUACGAUCCAGCGAUAUGUGCGGGGCUACCAGGCCAGAUGCUAUGCUCAAUUCCUCCGCAGGACCCGGGCAGCAGUCCUCAUCCAAAAGUACCAGCGUAUGUAUGCUGCUCGGCAGAAGUUCCUACGUAUCCGGUCAGCAACCAUUGUUAUCCAGUCUUUUGUACGAGGCUUCCGGGGAAGGCAACAAUACAAGGCUAUCCUCCGGGAACAAAAAGCCAUCAUUCUUCAGAAGCACCUGCGGGGCUGGAUAGCAAGGCGCAAGUACAGCAGGACGCACCACGCCAUCGUCUACUUGCAGUGUUGUUAUCGCCGCAUGAUGGCAAAACGCGAGCUUAAGAAGCUGAAGAUUGAAGCUCGCUCUGUGGAACACUACAAGACCCUCAAUAUUGGCAUGGAGAACAAGAUCGUGCAGCUGCAGUGCAAAGUCAAUGACCAGACUAAAGAGAUGAAAUCGCUGCUGGAGAAGCUGGUGAGUUUGGAGACUACGUACACCAACGAGACAGAGAAGUUGCGGGCUGAGGUCGAUCGGCUGCGUAUAAACGAAGGAAGCAUUAAACUAUCCUCCAACAAGAUUACCUGCUUGAUGGAGGAGAUUGCCAUACUCCGUAAGGAACUUGAGGAAACCCAGGCUCAGAAGAAACGUCUUGAAGAAAGUGCAGAUAAAUACAAAGAGGAAACUGAUCUGGUGGUGUUCCAGCUUAAAGAGCAGAAUGCUUUGCUGAAGAAUGAGAAAGAAGACCUGAAUCGCCGAAUCCAGGAGCAGGCGAAAGAGAUAACAGAAUCAAUGGAGAGAAAGAACGAAGAAGAGACCAAACAACUUCAAAUUGACCUUAAUGAUGAACGAUCUAGGUAUCAGUCUUUGCUUAACGAGUUCUGCAGACUGGAGGAGCGUUAUGAUAACCUGAAAGAAGAAAUGUCUUUAGUUAGCAUAACGAAACCUGGUCACAGAAGGACCGACUCGACCCACAGCAGCAAUGAAUCGGAAUACACCUACAACUCCCUGCUUUCCUCGGAGCCCGGAGAAUCGGAGGAUGUGACGAGAAGGACGGAGGAAUUUCCAGAACAGAAAGGAGCUUUGGAUAUGUCCCUGUUCCUGAAACUACAGAAGCGUGUGACCGAGUUGGAGCAAGAGAAACAGGCCUUGCAGGAAGAACUGGACGGAAAGGAGGAGCAGGCACUCCGAAGCAAAAAGGAAGCAGAAGAACAGCAGCUUAAAGCCAGGGGCGCUGAACUAGAAUAUGAAUCUCUGAAGAGGCAAGAACUGGAGUCAGAGAAUAAGAAACUGAAGAAUGAACUGAACGAGUUGCACAGAGCCCUGACGGACAAGGGUACCCCUCAGGCCACUGCCCCUGGUUCUCCUGCCUACAAAGUCCUACUUGACCACCUGAAUGCAGCAACUGAAGAGCUGGAGGUUCGUAAGGAGGAAGUUCUCAUACUGCGAUCCCAACUGGUCAGCCAGAAGGAAGCCAUGGCUUGCAAGGAGACGAUGACGGAGCCAAUGGUUCUCUUGGAGGAUGUGCGGAAAAUGAAGGAUCAAGGAGAAAUAACCCAAGCAUUCCUCGGACUCAAGGAAACCAACAGGCUGCUGGAAUCUCAGCUUCAAGGCCAGAAAAAGGUUUAUGAGAAUGAGUUGGAGAUUUUGCGUGGGGAGGUGCAGAAUCUGAAAGAGGAGAUAAAUCGUCAGCAGCAACUAUUGGCUCAGAACUUGCAGCUGCCACCGGAGGCUCGGAUUGAGGCAAGCCUGCAACAUGAAAUUACCAGACUAACCAAUGAGAAUCUCGAUCUUAUGGAACAGCUGGAGAAGCAGGACAAGACUGUCCGGAAGCUGAAAAAGCAGCUUAAAGUAUUUGCAAAGAAAAUUGGUGAACUGGAAGUGGGCCAGACUGAGAACGUGUCUCCAGCUCAGCUCACAGAUGAACCCAUCCGUCCUGUGAAUAUUCCAAGGAAAGAAAAAGAUUUCCAGGGAAUGUUGGAGUACAAAAAGGAUGACGAGCUGAAGCUUAUUAAGAAUCUCAUUCUAGAACUAAAGCCUCGUGGUGUGGCUGUCAACUUGAUUCCUGGACUGCCAGCUUACAUCUUGUUUAUGUGUGUACGCCAUGCUGAUUACAUCAAUGAUGACCAAAGAGUGCGAUCUUUGCUCACGUCAACUAUUAAUGGCAUCAAGAAGAUCCUGAAGAAACGAAGUGAUGACUUUGAAAUUGUGUCAUUCUGGUUGUCCAACACUUGUCGUUUCUUGCACUGUCUGAAGCAAUACAGUGGCGAAGAGGCAUUCAUGAAGCACAAUACUCCUCGACAGAAUGAUCAUUGCUUGAGGAAUUUUGACCUUGCUGAGUACCGGCAGGUCAUUAGUGAUCUAGCAAUUCAGAUAUAUCAACAGCUCACCAAGGUGAUGGAGAACGUUCUGCAGCCAAUGAUUGUUUCAGGUAUGUUGGAACAUGAGACUAUUCAGGGGGUAUCUGGGCUGAAGCCCACAGGUCUCCGUAAGAGGACUUCCAGUGUGGCAGAUGAAGGAACAUAUACUCUCGAUUCCAUAGUUCGUCAGCUAAAUAACUUCCAUUCCACUAUGUGCCAGCAUGGCAUGGACCCUGAGCUCAUCAAGCAAAUCGUCAAGCAGAUGUUCUACAUCAUUGGGUCUGUCACCCUGAAUAACCUGCUUCUUCGCAAGGAUAUGUGUUCUUGGAGCAAGGGAAUGCAAAUCAGGUACAAUGUGAGUCAACUCGAGGAGUGGCUGAGGGACAAGAACCUGCAGACUAGUGGUGCUAAGGAAACCCUGGAGCCUUUAAUUCAGGCAGCACAGCUACUGCAGGUGAAAAAGAAGACCGAUGAAGAUGCGGAAGCCAUUUGUUCAAUGUGCAGUGCCCUAACUACUGCCCAGAUUGUUAAAGUCUUAAAUUUAUACACUCCUGUUAAUGAAUUUGAAGAGCGUGUAACUGCCUCAUUCAUACGUACUAUUCAGGUACGUUUACAAAACCGAAAAGACUCUCCACAGUUGCUAAUGGAUGCAAAACACAUAUUCCCUGUUACGUUCCCUUUCAAUCCAUCAUCUUUAGCACUCGAAAGCAUUCAGAUUCCAAGCAGCAUGAACCUUGGAUUCCUGUUACGUGUCUGAGGAACAGUUAAGCAAGAUAAUGAUCAUAUCCAUUCAUGACAUACAGCUAGAGCAGUGUUGAAGUAUCUGCCUUUUAAAGGAAUGUACAUUGAAAGUAAAUGCCGAACAUCUUCAUGCAGUACCAAUAAAUAUCCUGUGAUGACUGCCACUGUGCAGUUCCAGUGAAUAUUCUUUGAAUUUAGCAACUGUAAAUUAGGGUUGUGUCAUACUUUAAUUGUUAGACAUCAAACUAAGGGGAAUACAACUGCCUGAUAUAGCAUCAUUUUGUCUGAUAACUAUUAUUUAAGGUCAAUAUACAAAUGAUCUAGAGUACAAAGCUCUGUUAGAAUAUAAUCUAGAGAUUAUAUUGUUGGUGUUUUACUUAGCACAUGAUGAUAGUAACCCUGUCCGGUGUCCUCUGAAUAUGCUGAUCUGCACUCAUUUAACACCACAUUGUGUAACGUUAAGACGUAAUUAAAAAUAUUUCGCGUCGAUGUUACGACUUUUUCAAACCCAUUUUAAACUGAUUUAUGCAGGUAUCUUAGUUAUCAUUUUUAAGUUCCAAUUCUGACAAAGCACAAAAGCACUCAAAAGGGCAAAAUAUCAAAUUCUCAGAUGGAUAUUUGGCAGCGAGUUAAAAAUAUAGCAGGUUGAACAAAACAUUUUUCAGUAUUUGACACAUUACCUUUUGGCCUUUUAAAUACGCCCUUGUUGGAAUAUCUUAAGACUUUACAAUACAGGAAAUACUCUUUCAUUUGUUUGUUACUGUGUAUAUUAGGGUAAAAGAUGACAAUUGUAAAAGCAGAGUAGAAGUAUUUUUUCCAGUAUUUUCAGUGCAGUAUUUAGUGACCUUGGGGUCAGGUUACAUUCAAGUUGCAGUGGUUAAGAUGCAGGCAUCACCCUUACAGGAUGGCUAUCAUUCCAGUCUCCCAAAGUUCCAGAUGUUGUAGUGUAGAAUCAAUGCUGAAUGUUCUUAAAAUUGGAAUGUCUUAUUUUAAGGACAAUAGGUACUCUGAUUAGAAAUUUGAUUUAAAAUGUCACUUCGUGGUGGUCAAAAUUUAUAUACUUGUUCUACCCAUCGUUGUUUACAUAUUUUAAGUUAUUUACUUCAUUAACUUAGCAGCCAAUUUCAGAAACCUGAUUUCAGGACAAUGGUUUACAUAUCUAAAUGGUGUAUUAUAUGUGCCUAUUUAUAGUCCUACUAGAAUACCCAAUAUUUAAUUGAAAGAUGUAUGGUAUUUCUAAGUCCCAUAGGGUAAAAGUUAAUGUAGUACUCUGUAAAUCUACGGAGUGAUUUAUGUAGUCCACCGAUGUUACCCAAAACAAAUUAGGCAAAACACUGAUAGAAAACAUUACUGAAUGUUUGAUAUACUCAUUACAUGUUUUGGGUUUUGCAGUUGUGUACGUUUCAGUCUUAAUGUCUUAAAGUACAAAGUUCCCCAGAGCCUUGCCUUUCCCUCUAUCAAAUCUUUCCUUAAUUCACCCAAAAUUAUUUUUUAAAAUAAGCAUAAUAGGCUUUGGUCAAUCAAAAAAAAGGCUUUUUGUUAAGGGAGCAAACGCUGCAGACAGAAAGGGUUUAUGUUUUAAAGAAAGAUUGUUUAGGAAAUCAGUAUAUUCCAAGUUACUGGCUGUCACUCAUCAAUUCUGUAACUUUCCAUCAACAGUAAUUUAUUUUGGGCCAUUUACACAAAUUCUGGGUUAAGUGAACCUUUUGAAUUUAGCAAAUGGACAACAAAUAAUAAUUACUUAAUUGUUGCUGAACAAAAUAUGAAGGCAAUCUUCCUUUGAAAUAUCAGUUAUGCACUUUAGUUUUACCCCAUAUAUAGUUUCAUGUUUCCUGCUUUAUAUUGCAUUUUACUUUUUUGUAUCAUAAAAUGCAAGUACGUUACUAGUGAUUAGUGUUAAGAAACUGGAGAUACUUAAAUUAUCAACAGUGGUCAGCUGAAAACACAAUUGUUGCUAUAGUAUGUUGAUGACUGAUGUUGACCCUGGAAAACUAUUGUGCUUAACCAGGUAGCAAACAAUGAGUAUGAUAUUGAUGUACAGAAAAAUUCUGAAAACACUGUAGUGUUUCCUGUUUGUUGCAAUUAGUAACUGUGUGCAUUAUGGCAAAUGUAUAUUGACUUAGGAAAUAAAGUAAUGUCCAACUUGUAAAAAUAAAAAUUUCAACACUAUGAA
Messenger RNA from Pristis pectinata (smalltooth sawfish), 8114 nucleotides. It is a transcript of the gene myo5aa, whose product is annotated as myosin VAa. The transcript has 39 exons. Gene Ontology annotation, biological process: vesicle transport along actin filament; actin filament organization. Lineage: Eukaryota; Metazoa; Chordata; Chondrichthyes; Rhinopristiformes; Pristidae. Gene Ontology annotation, cellular component: vesicle; actin cytoskeleton; cytoplasm. Bases 474 to 5957 code for a protein of 1827 amino acids. Gene Ontology annotation, molecular function: microfilament motor activity; actin filament binding; ATP binding. The record is from RefSeq and is a predicted model, not a curated record.